AUGGCGCGCAAGGCCCGCCAACGGAUCAGCUAUGUGCUACCCCUGGCAAACUCGCCCGGGGGACACCGUUUGGGGGUCAACGGCCUCGCAAUAGACACAGAUCGCUCGAUUCUAUACUCAGGCGGUCGAGAUGGUUUGAUAUGCGCCUGGGAUCUCGGCCUCGACCUGGAAUCCAACACCUACGAUAACGAGAACCCAUUCACAUCCCGAGAAGACGCUUCUGCAAAGGCGUUUAAGAAGUCCAAAUCAUCGGCCUUCGGCAAGCAAGUGCAAGCCCACACCCACUGGGUCAACGACAUCCUUCUCGCUCAUAGCAAUUCCGCCUUGGUCUCAGCGUCUUCAGAUAUCACAGUAAAAUUGUGGAGACCGCAUUCCGAAGAUAAUCAGAUACCGACAACCAUCGGACUACACAGCGACUACGUCAAGUGUCUCGCAUCACCGGGAGCACACUCAGACUGGGUAGCAUCUGGCGGAUUAGAUCACAAAAUCAAACUAUGGGAUCUCAAUGGCGGAGGAGAAAGAUUACAUAUCGACCUCGGAGAGAACGAGACCAAGGGUUCUGUCUAUGCGUUGAGUGUUAGAGGCUCGGUCAUGGCUAGUGGAGGUCCAGAAAGCAUCGUCAGGCUAUGGGAUCCGAAGUCUGGGAAGCGCAUUACCAAUUUCGUGGGCCAUACGGACAACAUAAGAGAUAUUCUGAUCAACCAGGACGGCGAUACGAUCAUGACCGCCUCGUCAGAUCAAUCCAUCAAAGUUUGGUCCGUUACUGCGGGCAGAUGCAUGUAUACUUUGACGAUGCACAACGACAGCGUAUGGUCACUCUACUCUGACCAUCCCCAAUUAUCUCUCUUCUAUUCAAGUGAUCGAUCAGGAUUGCUCGCUAAGACGGAUGUUCGCGAUUGCCCUGAUAUGGACGAAGGCUUGUCUUUGGCUGUGGCCCAAGAGCAUGAUGGCGUUGCCAAGGUGGUUGUUGCUGGAGACUACGUCUGGACCGCAACCUCCAGCUCGAGCAUCAAUCGGUGGCACGAUGUGGAUACUAGAAAGGAGGUCCAAUCUCCGGAGUCAGUACGGCAGCAACGAGGUUCUAGUAUAGUCUCUCGUCCCAAGAUCCCUUCGCCUCCUCCUAAAGAGACCUCUCCCGUGAAUGGGAUAACGAAAUCAAAGAUACCACUUUCCUGUGUUUUGCGAAUAUCUAACAACGCGGCGUAUCCGGGCCAGAGACCCAGGGAUCUAGAAGUGUCGACUAUAUACUCCGGAACAAGUGCGAGAAAAAUGUCCGAAGCAGUUGUGGACCAAGACCUUGGAGUUGUAGUUCCAUUCCACGAUCUGCCUGAAGAGACCAUUGAAGGCCAAAAUGGAUUGAUCAAACAUGUGAUGCUGAAUGAUAGAAGAAGAGUCCUAACGUUAGAUACCGCAGGCGAAGUAACGAUGUGGGAUCUUUUGAGAUGUGUACCGAUCAGAUCUUUUGGCAAAAGGCAUUUGGAAGACGUUAUGCCCGAAGUCAAUACGAUUGAAAGCGUUGCAAAUUGGUGCGGUGUAGAUACAAGGACUGGAAGAUUGGCAUGCAUUCUCGAAGAGAAUUACUGCUUCGACGCAGAGAUGUACGCCGACGAAUUGGACAUUGAGAAUGCUGGCGAAUUCAGAGACGAUCAGCGCAUAAAUCUGGGGAAAUGGAUACUGCGCUUUCUGUUCGCCAAGCUCAUUGGUGAGGAGAUCGAGCGUGAUGCCAAAUUCCGUCAUGACUUGAUGGCAAACACGUCAAAGCCUACCACUUUACGCAGGGAGAAUGCUCCAUCCUCUAUACAGCUUCCUAUAAUCCAUCCCCCAAGUUUCAUGAACGAAGACGAUAGCAUGAUCACGCCACGGCCCACGAUCGUGACGGAUGGCAUCACGCGUCCCCCAAAUACAAAUACCCCCGGUCUUACAAUUGGAGCAGCGACACCUUACAUCAACGGCGUGACCAGUACAUCGGGGCCGAACAGGUCAGUCACGGCCGAAGAAGGGACAGCACUAGAAAAGCGAGUAUCACAACACAGCCAGCCCCGGAGUUCUAGCGACAGAGCAGGUGAUUACUUCUCAUCUAAUGCUCAAGCCAAGAGCCCAGUCGACGGUCAAUUAAAAGGACCCGUCACUCCUGGAGACACAUCUCUUGAAACAGCCACAACGUCGCCUGUUGACGCAGACAAAGAGGAGAAAUCCAGCUCGCUAUUCGGCAAGAAAUUCCGUAUGAAUUUCCCAAAGAAAUUGGGCCGCACGUCCCAGGAUGUCAAGCCAGCAGUCGUAGAUGAGAUAUCGGAAGAGUCUGACAAGUCCGAGGAGAAAGAGGACAAGACUGUUCAAGACAACUUCUUCGGCACGAUACAGAAGCUCAGGUAUGACUAUGAGGAACGUAUACAGCGUGGACCCUCCCAGCCCCUUGCGACGGGGAUUACGCCCAGCUCAUUGAACGAAACACCUCUACUUCGGCCUCCGCCGUUUACGACUGUACUUAUCCAAGAAGACCAGCCUGAUUCAGGGGGAGUCGCGGAUUUGUAUAGAGGGACCAUCAGCUCUGUCGGCAGUGAUGCUGAUCUAAUUGAGAGAACCGCGCCAAUGUGGCUAGGCGAUCUUCUAUUGAAGAACCACAUGCCUGUUAAGGAAAUUCCCAAGGUGUCGUUCGUGCUGUUACCUUACCAAGACCUGCUUCCCAGCAUCGCAAGCCCCGAUGGCAACUCCCGACUCAACGCAAAUCGCAUGCUUCGUGCCAAAAAGGUCCUCGCUUACGUGGCCGAACGUAUAGAAACUCUGCCUGAGCAACCAGAUCCCGGCGAAGUCAAGCCAGAAGACUACCUCGAGCUAUAUUGCCAGGAUCAGCUCGUUGCACACAACUCCACCCUAGCUACUUUGCGAGCUCAUGUAUCGAAGUCUGGUGGAGAUGUCAUAUUGUACUACAAAUCGAAUGGGAGAAGACCGGAGCUUGAGGAGAGAGAAAGGGUUAAGAAGGAGCAGGCUGCUGCGGAUGAGGGGACGGCAAAAACUGGGCCGGUACUACAUACUUGA
This is a messenger RNA of Letharia columbiana, 3036 nucleotides long. RefSeq lists its product as uncharacterized. NCBI's taxonomy places the organism in Eukaryota, Fungi, Ascomycota, Lecanoromycetes, Lecanorales, Parmeliaceae. The record is from RefSeq and is a predicted model, not a curated record. The transcript is spliced from 5 exons. Gene Ontology annotation, biological process: protein deubiquitination; double-strand break repair via homologous recombination. Bases 1 to 3036 code for a protein of 1011 amino acids. Gene Ontology annotation, molecular function: ubiquitin binding.